UCACUAAGAGUUGUCCCAUAAUUAAAGAACGGGUUUUCUAAUAGUUUAAUUGAAUUAUUCGCGUCCACUAAUUGUUACUGAGUUUGCUGCAGUAAUUAUUAGAUGAUUAACGUUGCCGUUUGUUACUUUGGAAUGGAUCUUCGUCGGGUCAUACCUGUCAAAAAGUGUGUUCCAAGUAUGACAAUAAGUGGUUAGGUCACGGUUCUCUCUAGUAUCAAUAAUAAUAAUAUUUAUGACUGCAGCCUUCUAUUCAUUCAUUCAAUUUCUGAUUUCAAAAUGUAUCCGGCCAGCAGAGGGAGAGGUCGAGGCCGUGGCAGGAACCUCAACAAUAAGACGACAACAGUGCAAACCAAUCAAAAUCAGAUAGAGGAUGAGGUGAAGCUCCCGGUUUUACCCGAAAGUCAAUUAAUAGCAAUCAACUUGAGCCUGGAGCCGGAAGAGAAGAUUUGGUUCGAGGAGGUUCAGACCACAUGGAAAAUCUAUAAGAAAAAUUACAAAUUGACGAUGAUGCUGCACGGGCAGUUCAGGGCGAGCGCGAAUCCGUACGGAGAGGCGCUCCGAUUGAUGUACAACGCAAGCGAUUUCAAGUCUUCCAAGCCAAAGUCGUUCGCCGUUCUGGUGAUGGAGGAGUUCAAGGCGUACUGCGCGACGCCGUUCGGCCAAGAGCUCGACCACCUCUACCUUCUCACGAAUCAGAUGAAGUUGACCGCCUUCAACGUCGUCCGACAGCAGAACCUGUUCAUGCUGAUGAAGCUCGUCGCCGACAUCUACAAGUUGCCUACAGACUGUGAUAUAUUUUUAAACGUCGUUCAGUACAUGAUCCAGAUGAAACAGUACAAAGAGGCGUGCCAGUGCGUGUCCAUCAUCGGCAACCACAAGCACUUCCAGAUCGAGGAGUUCGCCAUUCCGCUUGUCCUUCAAGACAAGACGUUCAUCGUCGAAGAAUUCCUGAAGAACAGCCAGAUGCAUCAGGUCGAGCUCGUGAUGUACCUGGACGACCUGCUCGGAAAGCCCGGCGGUCUCAGACACAACCUCGAACAGCUCAUCAUAAAGUACAACAUACGCGAAGUUAAAUGGGACAAGCUGCAUAACAAAUCGUUCAAGAAGCUGAUCGUCCGGUUAAAGAAAAUGUACAACAUUCCCAACGAGAUGACUCCGUUCCUCGUUCACAAGCAGAACGAGGGUGCGUUGCAGUUUUUGGUGCACAGGAGAUACGUUGAGAAUACGAUAGGUGAGGAAAGCUUUAAAGAGAUGGUCCACGAGGCGAUCAAGAAUGACACGAAACUCCAAAUGGAAUUGGUGUUGAUGUUGGCGCAUCGUAAAGAUCUGGAGUUGUCUCUGUAUUUCGCCCAUCUGUACAAAGUGCCUCAGUUCCAUUGGCCGCACAGUUUACGUACGAUGGCCAACAAUCCCAACAGGAGGACGAGGUUCGAGCAGUGCUCCUUCGUGGAGGAUUGCGACGAGGAGACGCUCAGCGACGACAUCAUCUACCACAAACUGAGUCUGCCCAUGGAGAACGUCUAUUUGGUGGACACCGAAGAGGCCUUGAAUCGUCUCAGAGAAGUCGAACUGAACGUGGAUGUGGUGGGUAUCGACUGCGAAUGGAAACCGAGUUUCGGGUCUCAGAAGAACGAGUUAGCUUUGAUUCAGGUGGCGACGAGGAGGGCGGUGUUCGUGAUCGACGUGAUCAAGCUGAUCAACACGCAAGCGCUGUACGACUUCGGACGGGUGUGCUUUGAUAACUGUGAUAUAUUAAAAUUAGGAUUCGGAUUGGCGGGUGAUAUUGCAAUGAUAAAGCAGACGAUUCCGUAUCUACAUUUUUACGCGAAGGACGGUUUCCUGGACCUGGGUUUCGUCGUCAAGGAGUUCGAGAAGUGCAGGAAGAUCAAGCUGCCCUUCGAGUCGGAGAACGGUUCGGGGUUGAGUUCGCUCGUCCAAGCGACGCUCGGGCUGCCGCUCAACAAGGCGGAUCAAUUUUCUAAUUGGGAGAAGAGACCGCUACGGCAGAGUCAGAUCGUUUACGCGGCUCUGGACGCGUACUGCCUCAUCGAGGUGUACGACGUUCUUCGGGAGUGUGCUCUCAAAGUCAACUAUCCAUUCGAGAACGUCUGCAUGCAGGUGAUGAACACAUCGAAUCGGCAAAAGCCGAAGAAGAGUUUACAUAAGAAGAAACCCGUUGCUCCGGCGUUCAUACCUCAGCCACCGUCGCCCAAUUCGGAUCCGGUGUACGCGCACCAGGUGAAGGUCAUCUGUGAUACUAUGCUGCAGGGUCUCGGAAAGAACCUCCGCAAAUUGGGCAUUGAUACGCUCAUACUCAGCUCCAAUGCUGAUCACAUGGAAUGCGUUCGGUACUACAUGGACGAUGCCAGGUACAUCCUGACCAAGGGCCACACCUUCAAUACUCUCAACGGAGCGGUGAAACCAGGAUACUGCCUUAGGAUAGUUAGUGACCUAAUCGAGGAUCAACUCCAGCAGGUCGUGGAGUACUACAAUAUCGUGGUGUCGCGUAACGAUGUGUUCAGUAGAUGCAAGAUUUGCAAUGGAAAUAAUUUCGUCAAAGUUUCCCCGUCGACGAUGAACGCCCUUGCGGAGACUUCCGUCGACCUGGAGCGCCACUUUAAUUCUCGGACAUCGUUGGCGGACGAAGCCGCCGGAUACUCCCAGCAGAUGUUAGACAGCAGGAUAAACCAAAGGAAAUGGGAUUUAUAUUCCGAUGAACAUGUGGACGUGGGUCUGUGUCAGACGAGACUGGGAGCUAGGAUUCACGUGGAGACGGUACCCGCUGACCUCCUCACCAAAGUGGACAUGUUCUACGUUUGCGAGACGUGCGGAAAAGUGUACUGGGACGGCACUCAUUUUGAGCGAAUCCUCGCCGGAAAACUUCAAGGCAUCGUCAUGUAAACUAAUGACGAUAACAACAACAACAACAACAAAAAACGGCAGAACACACUUUUUUUUUAUAUAUACAAACAUAUAUUAUUACUGUUGACAUAUUAUUAUUAAUUAAUUAAUUGAUUUAUUAAUAUUCAAUCUUCACGUACUAUUAUUCAAAGCAACGGAUUUAUUUUUUUCCCCCCGAUUAACACGAGAUGCAAGUACAACGUUUUCUUUUAAUUUUAAUUGCAGCGACUCUUUUUAACAACAACAACAACAAAAUAAUAAGCAAACUUAUAUAAUAUAUAUACAUUAUAUUUAUUUUUUUUUUAAUUUUCUUAAAAUAUGCAAAGAGAGUUCACAGAUAUGCGCAUAUAU
This is a messenger RNA of Nicrophorus vespilloides, 3252 nucleotides long. RefSeq names its product exonuclease mut-7 homolog (gene Nbr). Bases 277 to 2901 code for a protein of 874 amino acids. Lineage: Eukaryota; Metazoa; Arthropoda; Insecta; Coleoptera; Silphidae. Gene Ontology annotation, biological process: nucleobase-containing compound metabolic process. The transcript is spliced from 11 exons. The record is from RefSeq and is a predicted model, not a curated record. Gene Ontology annotation, molecular function: nucleic acid binding; 3'-5' exonuclease activity.